Molecule: messenger RNA, 866 nt
Organism: Bufo bufo (common toad)
Lineage: Eukaryota; Metazoa; Chordata; Amphibia; Anura; Bufonidae
Gene: TTC36
Product: tetratricopeptide repeat domain 36
Exons: 3
Coding region: 60-626 (188 amino acids)
Biological process (GO): cilium assembly
Molecular function (GO): protein binding
Source: RefSeq, a predicted model, not a curated record
CGGGUCACCAUCAGUCCUCUCCUCGCAGCCGGCAGUGUUACUCCUACCACAGGACGACAAUGUGUACCCCAAACGACUCCGCCGUCCUGCACGCCAUAUUCAAUCCGAGUGCUCCAUUCGGGGACAUUUCUGGGGACAAGGACAAUGACAUAAAAGAGGAGGAGGAUCAGGACAGCAGGUUCCCAGCUGAGCUUUUGGAGAAGACUCUUAAACUGGAGCUGAGCGGUGUAAAAUCAGCAGAGUCUGGAGAUGUGAAGACAGCUGUACAGAUGUUCACGGAGGCGAUUGCGCUUCUUCCGGAUCGGCCGUCUGCAUACAACAACCGUGCUCAGGCCCUGCGACUGGAGGGCGAUGUGACAGGGGCGCUGCAAGACCUGAACCGUGCAGUGGAGCUGAGUAAAGGAGUGGGUAUUGCAGGACGUCAGGCUCUAGUCCAAAGAGGACUAAUCUUACGCCUAAAAGGAGACGACGAAGCCUCCAGAGAAGACUUUCAGAGAGCUGCACAGCUGGGAUGUGACUUUGCCAGGCAGCAGCUAGUCCUGCUAAACCCCUAUUCUGCUCUCUGUAACCGCAUGCUGAGGGACAUGGUGCAGAAGCUGCAGGAGCCAGACCUGCAGGAGUGCUGACAGUCUGAGGACCGGGAUUCGGCUCGCUUCACGGAGGAACAGAUGCAACAAUGAAGCAGAUAUUCACGCUCUAUUAUACAGAGAAACUGCAUAUAUCACAUAUAUAGUCUUUUAGGACCUGCAAUCAUGUGACCUGCUUCUCCAAAGGUCCCCUGCACACAUGUAUAUGUAGGAAUUAUUGUACAGCGUGGAUUUAUGGCAAAACUGCUAUGUACAACACCAAACACAUAAAUGUCUGCA